AUAUGCUAUUUGUAUAACAAAUUACGUAUAUAACCCAAGAUAUGGUAUUUUUCCUGUCAUAAAAAUGAUUUACAGACAAAAAGUCCAUUUGUUUUGACUCAUUUGCCGCCAUUUGUAAACUCCGCAAUCGUGACGUCACUGUAUUAGUAUCCCUUUCAACAUGUGGUACGAAAAUAGAAUAGUAUUUCCCAAAAGAAUGUAGUAUUGUCGUGUUAGUCUCGGAGAGCAUGAUCAAAUGUACUGCCAGGUAGUAGAACUCAAAAAAUAAAAUGGACAGGUAGAGGCAACACUUGAAAAGAAAAGAAAGUUCCAAAAUGAAAUCCAACACCAUGUUUCGAGACCAGGUGAAUUCUCUGAACAGUUGGUUUGAGAAAUGGAAUGGAUGUGAGAAGACAGUGGUUGUGUAUGGACUUCUAAAACACCUCAAUGCCACACAAAUCAAGUUCUUGGCACAAGUGUUGCAACAGAAGGAUUGCUCAGAAGCAGAGGGGCUAGAGGCUGAAGCUAAUAACCCAGCAUACAUUCAUCAACUAAGAGCAGAACCACAGGAGAUUGUUGUUCAAAAACUGUUAGCCCACUUUCCUCUUUUGAAAGUGGGCAAUGUCAAAGCCAAAACAGAGUAUUUAGCUCUUAUUCCUCUAAUACUGACUUACUCAAAUGAAAAAGGUGCUUAUGUGGAAGAGAGUCGGCAGUUGCUGUCCUUUUCUGUCAUCCACCCUGCCCUAACCAGUGAGGAACACGCCCACUUCAAUUGGUGGAUAUCUCAUCUCAAUGAACGAUUCACUUCCAGUUACCCCUCUCAUCCUCAGCAUCAUCCAUACAUCACAAACCCCAAAGGGGAUCAUAACGACUUCACCCAGUGCAUCCCAAGGCAGGUGGGGAAUGGCCGCUUGAACGGUUCAAACUCUUACUACAGAGACUCGGGUCUCGUGGAGGACACUCCCCAAAACAACUUGAUGUUGUCCACGGAGAACCUGUCCAACCUCUUCGCCAACCAGAGCUCCAUUAGCUCCGCCCAUAACCAUCCGAACGUCCACCUUCCAUUGAAAGCCACGCUGUCUGCCCCUGCCACGGUUAAUGUGAUUGUUUCUUCAUCUCAGCACGUCCACACACAGAACAAUCAAGAAAAUGUGAACCCAGUGAAAAACCACCCACAACUCUGUCGUAAACCCUCGUUACACCCCCAGCAUGGCUACUCCAUGAAUUCCAUGAACAACGUCAGUGAUUGGCUGAGCAGGAGUGAAAGUGAAGUGCCUUAUAACCGUGGACGCUCCCAUUCUCUGACCUUUGAGCAGGGGCAGGGAGGGCACCCCCCUCUCUCCCCCCAGAGCAGUAUUACCUCGUCUGGGAGCAGUGAUACUCACCAGGACAUGGAACCAUUGAGAAACACAUUUCUGGAGGAGGGAAGUGGGAUGAGAGAUGUACCAACAUGGUUGAAAAGUUUGAGGCUCCACAAGUAUGCCUACCUGUUCCAGCAGAUGACGUACGAGGAAAUGUUGUCAGUCUCAGAAGAAUGGCUAGAAACACAGAAUGUGACUAAAGGUGCUCGCCACAAGAUCACUUUAAGUCUUAGUAAAUUAAAGGAGAGGCAAGAUUUACUUAGGUCCAUGGAAAAGGAUAUUGUUGAAGGGGGCUCAACCUCCACCAUCAAGUCUGUCCUCUCGGAAAUGAAGAGCAUGCUAAACACCCCAAUAAAGGCCUUCUCUGCUGAAGACUCCUCCCAGCUUCCCUCCUCCCCACCACCAUCCCCUGUCUCUGAGGAUGGGUACUCAAUCCCCGAGGGAGACGUCCCAGGCCAGUUCACCAGGGUCAUGUGGAAAGCUUGUACCCAGUUACUUGUAACAACACCUGCUGAUGAUGAGUGCUUUAACCUGUUCAUCCAAGUCAUUGACAAAUGCUUAAACCAUGAGGCUUUUGCACCCCGUCAGAAGAAGAGGUUGGCUUCAUGGAAACAUGAGGCACAAAGAAACUGGCAACCUAAGAGCGCCUUAGACCGACGAAGACAAGGGUUUCCAGGAAAACAAUACUGGAGCAAUACAAUGGGAAUGCAGAGACCUCUACGUCUGCAGAAACCUGGGCCACAAUGGAGCUUUGGGACAAAGCGAUCUAUUGUGGGAGGGACCACAAGUGGACAUGCCCCCCUGACCAGGAAUAGUUCCCUCAACCCAUCAUUAUUCUCACGUCAAGAACCUCUACAGACUCAAAAACCACCGGUGACCAGAACUCAGUCCGCACCAUUGCGAGCGCAACACUCAAACCACUUCAGUUUGAAUGUUACAGGUUGUGAGCAGACAGCGGGUGAUAAUAUGGAGAACUAUGCUCAGCUGGACUCCUUGUGUCUGAGUGUGACGGAGCAUGCACUGGGCAGCAGUCUAGAAACAAAUGAGAAGGGGACAACAUACUAGAGAAACUGUUCUUUAUUUAUAUGGAGCCAUCAAUUUUUUUUUUUUUUUUAAAGCAUGUGAAUUUCACAGGAUGUAAAUUUCAUUAGACAGUAUGUAGCAGCAGCAGCGAUUCAUGCUGUAUGCUUCAUACUGUGUAUUUAUUCAUUGGUGUUCCUUGACUACCAGAAGUAUUAUUUAUUAUUGAUAAUGAAUUAUUCCAUUAUUACACCAUGCCUUUCCUUGUCUAUUGCCAGGGUGUACAUGUGUCUAAAAUUGUACAACUUGAAAUAAUACAUUAAUAACCAAUUUUUUUCCUCUUUGCAUAUUUAUACACAUUAGAUCAAUGUCAAUUUUUGAAUUAGGUGUAUGACAUUAUUUCUGGUAAUUUUUUGUAUCAUAAAAAAUUCAUAUGUCAAAAGGUUCAAGAAACCAUAAAAAUCAGAUGAUGAAAUCAAAUUUUAUUAAUGGCUACCAUGUUAACUCCAAGAUGUCUUUUAUAAAAUGGUUUAAAAGAAAGUCACAGUUGUUUGUUAGAUUUUUUCAGUGUUGAUGUUGACAAAGUGUGCUAUUGUCUAUUUUUAAAAAAAAGUGUUCUAUUAUAAAAAACCAGAUGCUUUGUAAGAAAUCCAAGAAUUAAUUGUUUUUAUUAUAUGUAUGGUUAUUGAGUUUGUUGAUAUGUACAUAUACAUGUAUAUAUAUAUUUAUAUAUAUAUACCGGUACAUGUGAGUUUUAAGGAAUUUUGGCAAAAGAUUUUAAGGGAAAAUCUUGUUGAGAUACUAGUAUAUAAAAUAUGAAUUGUUUCUUGCAUAUGUCGAGUCUGAAUUCCAAGAUUUUUAUAUAUAUUACAGAAGGCCAAAUUUCUGCAUGAAUACCCCCCCCCCCCCCCCCCCAAGCAAUUUAUGGAUACAUAUGGUAGAAGCAAGAAAAAAACUCUAAAUUGUUGAUUUUAUUGGAGUAAUUGGUAUUUUUAUGCACCAUGUAAAAUGUGACAAAAAUGAAACAUGCAUGUACUUUUUCUUUACAUGUAUUGUCAUUGUUUUUUGUGUCCAGUUUAACCAUUAAAGACUCUCAUCCUGCUAUAUCUCUUUAAAAAUGGGACCAAGUUCAUGUACAUGUACUUUUGUUCAGAGUAAAUUCAAUGCAGAUUUUUUUCUUACGUGAUUGGAUGUUAUAGAUAAUUUCUAUUUAUAGAUGAUCGUAAGAUUGGUAGAAUAUCGACCUCCGUUGCAAGUGAUGCAUAGAGUAAUGGUGAAUUAAUAUUUGCACUGUAUAUAGAUGCAUAUUCCUGUUGCUGAAGAGAACAAGGUUUUCUAAAUAGAACUUUUUAAAACAUGUUUUUUCUUAAAGAUUACUGCUGGUACAGUGAUUAAAUUGUAAAACAUGUAUAUGUGUAAAUUGAUCAAAAAACUAUAUAUUUGCAUGCUUUGUAUACACUGCAUAAAUUAAUUAUUAGGGUCACUCAUUACUCUCAUUUUUAACAAAAUAUUACUGAAACUUUAUACACCUUUGAUUUAAUACCAGGAUCAUGUUGGAAGGCAAGGAGUGUGAUAUCUCAGUCUUAAUCUUUUUAUCCCCCUAGGGCUAUGGCAAGGUCCAUACUGAGACAGAGAGAGAGUUGGUAUGGGGGGAGGGGGGGGGGCAGUAUGGUUGUAGUAGGCAAAUCAGAAUCUUGUUAUCUCCUUUGUGGGUGGCUAGGUUCUGAUCUAAAGGGAGUUUUCAGUGUUUUCCUUCAGGGGGUGGGGGAUACAAGUGACUCAGAAUCUUGGUUUGCGGAGGGGGAAGGUCCCAGUUGGGUUUUUGUGGAACUUGAAAUUUUGUUUUCUAUAUUGUGGACAGCAAGUUCCUCUCAGGUCCAAAGUUAGAGAGAUUAUGGAUGUAGUAUGGAAGUAAGGAAAUCAGAAUCCAGUUGUUAUCUCCUUUGUGGGCGGCUAGGUCCUGAUUCAAAGUAUGUUUUAUUUGUGUGUGUGUUGGGGGGGGGGGUGUUGAAUAUUAAUAACUCAAAAUCUUGUUAUCACCUCUGGAUGGCUAGGAUCUGAUAGAUAAUGAGUUUGGGAGUAUGGGUGUAAAUUAGCAACAUGCAAUCUUGGAAGGGAGUUGGGGGGGGGGGGGGGGGGGGGGGAGGGGGUGGUGUCAAGGUCCCAGGUGAGAGUGUUUGUGGAACUUGAAAUUUUGUUCUCAUUUUUGUUGUAUUUAAGAAAAUCAGAAUCUUGUUGUUAUCUCCUGUGUGGGCGGCAAGGUUCUGAUCUAAGGAAAGAAAGUUUUUUUUUUGGGGGGGGGGGGGGGUAUAAUUGAUUCAGAAUCUUGGUUGGGGGAGGGGGAAGGCCCCAGCUGAGAGUUUUAGUGGGACCUUCAGGAAUUUUGUUGUCUAUUUUGCCAACAGCAAGUUCCACUCUGGUUUAAAGCAAGAGAGGGUACGAGUAUAGUAUAGAUGUAAGGAAAUCAGGAUCUUGUCAUUACACGUAUCUCCUUUGUGAGUGGCAAGAUUAUGAGUUCGAAAGAGUUUGGUUGGGGGUGAGGGAAAUUAAUGACUCACAAUUUUGUUUUUAUCUCCCUUGGCGACAAAGUUCUGAGUUGAAGGUCUGGAUGCCAAGGUCUCGUAUUUAUAUACAUGUAACUGUUGUUUUUAAGUAAGCAAAGUUCUGCAUGGUUGAGAUUUUACGGGUUGGUGGGAUUUUUGGGACUCGAAGCCCCGAUCUUACUUUUAACUUCUUGGGUAGUAUUUUGUUAGAAUUGAGAGUAGUUUGUGAUCAAGUGAUUUCAAAACUAUAAUACAGCUUUAGAAGUUUGUUUUUAAAACUAGUCAAUUAUAAUCAUCAUGUUGUAUUCAACUUAAAGCCUUUUAGGUAUAAAUUUUUGUUUUACCUGCAUUAAUUCUUUUUUCUCAUUUUUGACUCAGUGCUAAGAGUUUGUUCAGUCAUCGGUACUUUACAAUGCAGAAAGUAAUUAUAACAAGUCAAACUAAUAUGCAUAUCUGAAAAUUAAUAACUAUUUCAAUUUCAUUCUUUUUAUGAGAGGGUUUUCGAAAAUAGUAAAAAUAUUCUAAAAUGAACGCAAAAUACAAUGAGAGAAAAUUAAACCAUGAGCUCAAAUUUUUGUGUACCAUACUAGAUAUUUUAUAAAUUGUACAUGUAUUGAAAUUCAAUGCUUGAUAAAGAGAUCAGAUGAUGAUAUUUAUUCUACUGACUGUAUUACAGCAAAUGUGGAAGUUUACAUUUAUAUUGAGCUCAUUGGAAUGUGUUAAAUCUUAGUUUUGAAGGGGAUGCAAUAAAGCUUUGGUAUCCUUUAAUUGCAUGACACCCCCCCCCCCCCCUUUUUUUUUAUGAAUGUUCUUAAUAUUGUGAAAAUUUCUGGUAUGAACAUGUAAACUAGUACAUGUACUGUUAUUAAUAUUAUCUUAUGUUAUAUAAUUAUUCUUUUACUACUAUCGGAACUAUUUUGAUUUGCGUAAAUUUAAUACUUGUAUCUAGAAUCUCAUUUGUUUCUAUGGUAAAAGAAAAUUUUGCACUCUGAAGAUAUUAGAUUAAGAAAAUAAUCAACAGUUGCAUAAAAUGUCAUGUGAUCCAUGUUCACAUACACAAAAAAAGUCAAGUGAAUUGAGAAGAGACAAAUACAUGUACAUGUAGAUUUCUUCAAUAUACAGCAGUUCAGCUGUGCUUUUGUAUAACGAGUGGAAACCGGUUAUUUAAAAUGCUGUCGAUAAUUUUAUACUUCAAGUUGUGACAACAAGUCUAUCAAAUGCACAAUCAUGAUAUCUGUUGUAACUUUAUACUGAAACUGCUGGACAUGUGAAUUUAUUUGCUACUUUGUCAUGUAAAUCUUAACAGUAGCCUUGUAUCAGUUUUGGCAAAGAGUCAAAGAUUUGCAUGUUAGAAAAUUUUAGUCGUAAAUUCUCCCUGUAUGAUUUAUUUUGAAUGUGUUUACUCUUCCAUUAUGCCAAAUUAUGUGGAAAAAUUAUGAGCCAAUGUGUGUUUCUUUUAUUAUUCACUGUUAAUGAAGAAUGAAUUAUGAUAGGUUUGAUUGUUUUUUAAUUUUAUAACGAAAUCUCAUCUGCACUAGUGUUCCUUACAAAGGGUAUAGAGAUUUUCAGAUUGUCAAAUUUUGAAAAUAAUCUUGACUGUGCCAUUGAUUUUUAUUUUGUUUUCAAUUGACAGGUUAAUUAUUGUAUGAAAAAAUUGCGUGCUCUUUUUUUUUUGUUGGCUCUUAGGAGUGGAAGUUGAAUGUUUGUUAGUGUUUUGACCGUUACCAAUUCAUAACAAUUUGUCUUGUCUAUACAAACCCUCAAACGUAACAGUACAUAAAACCUUGAAAUUAAAACUUUUGUAUUUAUGGAUCAACAUCUUAGGAAUUUCCACAGCA
Magallana angulata is the source of this 6741-nucleotide messenger RNA. RefSeq names its product protein Smaug homolog 1-like. Gene Ontology annotation, biological process: negative regulation of translation; regulation of mRNA stability; nuclear-transcribed mRNA poly(A) tail shortening. Gene Ontology annotation, molecular function: translation repressor activity; mRNA binding; protein binding. Gene Ontology annotation, cellular component: P-body. The coding region runs from base 315 to 2405 and encodes 696 amino acids. The record is from RefSeq and is a predicted model, not a curated record. The transcript is spliced from 13 exons. NCBI's taxonomy places the organism in Eukaryota, Metazoa, Mollusca, Bivalvia, Ostreida, Ostreidae.